This is a messenger RNA of Cygnus atratus (black swan), 3328 nucleotides long. RefSeq names its product DnaJ heat shock protein family (Hsp40) member B6 (gene DNAJB6). Bases 521 to 1246 code for a protein of 241 amino acids. Gene Ontology annotation, molecular function: ATPase activator activity; Hsp70 protein binding. NCBI's taxonomy places the organism in Eukaryota, Metazoa, Chordata, Aves, Anseriformes, Anatidae. The transcript is spliced from 11 exons. Gene Ontology annotation, biological process: positive regulation of proteasomal ubiquitin-dependent protein catabolic process; protein refolding. Gene Ontology annotation, cellular component: endoplasmic reticulum membrane; cytosol. The record is from RefSeq and is a predicted model, not a curated record.
ACCGCGUUGGGUGCAGCCGCCCGUGCGUUGUGCUGCUGCUGGAGGAGUGUCUUCUGAACAAGUACUGAAAUCCCGCUGAUACUGGGGAAGGCCCAGUCCUCAGGUUGGACAGAGGAAUAUCCAAAACAAAGGCUCUUUUUUGGUGGCUUUCCAGGCUAUUUCUUCAUUGACAAAUUCGGUUUUAAAUAGAUUUGGACGCCUGAGUUGUGCUCUGGAACAAUGCCCUUUUGCUUUAAGGAGUGCUCCUGAGUAAUUCCCCCGGUGACGGUGACAGGAGGUGUGAUGGCAGAUCAGGCGGAGAAGCAGCAGGGUGUAAUUCUCCAAGAGCCUCACGCGCGUGCAUCACCUGUGAACACAGCAGAGGCAUCUCUCAGUUGCGCGGUGGCUGCUGGGUUGGUGAGAGCCGGGCUGGGGCAGGGCUGGCUUCCUGCGGCGCCAGCGGGGCGUGAUCCUUCAGCUGCGUUCAGAGAAAGCAGGAUUUGAAAGACCCAUCUGUUGUGAACAAGACAGCUGCUGAAACAUGGUGGAUUACUAUGAAGUCCUGGGAGUGCAGAAGCAUGCCUCACCAGAAGAUAUUAAAAAAGCGUACCGUAAAUUGGCAUUAAAAUGGCACCCUGACAAAAAUCCGGACAACAAAGAAGAGGCAGAGCGGCAAUUUAAACAAGUGGCUGAGGCCUAUGAAGUUUUGUCAGACGCUAAAAAACGUGACAUCUAUGACAGAUAUGGAAAAGAAGGCUUAAUAAAUGGAGGUGGAGGUGGAAGUCAUCAUGAUAAUCCAUUUGAAUUUGGAUUUACAUUCCGUAACCCAGAGGAUGUCUUCAGGGAGUUUUUUGGUGGAAGGGACCCUUUUUCGUUUGACUUCUUUGAAGAUCCUUUUGAAGACUUUUUUGGGAGCAGGCGGGGUCCAAGGGGAAGCAGAAGCAGAGGCGGUGGAUCGUUUUUCUCUGCUUUUGGUGGAUUCCCUGGUUUUGGAAGUGCUUUUCCUUCAUUUGACACAGGUUUUACUUCGUUUGGUUCACUGGGACAUGGAGGUCUCACUUCGUUCUCCUCCGCAUCGUUUGGUGGCAGUGGGAUGGGUAACUUCAAAUCAGUAUCAACCUCAACUAAAAUAGUCAACGGCAGAAAAAUUACUACAAAGAGAAUUGUUGAGAACGGACAAGAGAGAGUAGAAGUUGAAGAAGAUGGCCAGUUAAGGUCGCUAACAAUAAAUGGUAAGGAGCAGCUGCUACGCUUGGAUAACAAGUAAUUCAACGCACGCAUUUAACAGAAAUUUUAAGCUAUAACAGCCACCAUUUGAGGAUUGACAGGAACAUUUUUUGAAGAUUUCAAAAAGAACUCAACUUUCUGUAUAUCCGUACUUAAGAUUAAGUAGUAUAAAUAGCUCACGGGAGCUUGUAUUUGUCAUAGACUUUUGAGUUUAUUGUUGGGACCACAUCGAUAGGACCAUUUUUUUGUCCUUAAAAUUGUUGUAAAUUUCUGUAUGCACUUUUCUUUUUAUUAUCUAUGAUCCGAGGUGAACCAUGAUCCUUCAGUAGUGCUAGGGCAAGAUGUACACUAACACUAGCAUGAAUCUUGCUUUUUCCAAUUUGUUUGAAAUGUGAGCCAACUAGUAGUUUAAGUCUGCUGUGAAGUUAACAUUUCCAGGAUAAACUUUUUAAUAAUUUCAACUUUUUUUUAAUAUUUACUAGUGAAUGAUGUUAAUACAUUUCUGGUAAUGCAUUUCUGGUUUAAAUAAAUUAAGGAUGUUUUCUAGUUGUGCAUGAAUGCAGACAACUUAGUAAGUUUUGACAAAUGUUUAAAUGUGUAAUGUAAGCAAAAGGUAAACAAAAGUGAAGCCAGUAAGCUGGGUCUUUUUGUCAUUUGCUAAAAAAAAAAUUCAAAAUGAAUAAAUGCUGAUGUUUGUGGUGCAUUCUUUCAUGAAUGGCAUUUGUAACCUUCUUGUGUCUGUGUGUGAUUUGGGCAACUUGGGAAAUUGGUGCUUUUUUUCCCACCACCUUCUUCUUCCAUCUGAAGGAUGAGGGCCUUUUUUCUUUAGAUGUUCUCUUCAGUGUGACUGAAAACAUAUUUAAUUUCUUUUCUAAACCUGUAUUUGAAGCACCUAUUUUUAAGAAGUGUUCAGAGGCUGACUCUCUAACUCCAUCUUUUGCCCUAAUUUUUUUUUGAUCUGGGCGGAAAAUAAAUCACUGGUUAAAAAAACAAACAAACAAAGGCUUUAAGUUCUGAGACUGAGACUGCUUCAAAAAAUAAUCUGUAGUGAACACAAAUAUACAGAAAAACAAUUGGUAUUUUUUUAAAAAAAGCUUUCUGAAAAAUUUUCUCUCAUUUUGAGAACAAACAUGGUGACUUUGGAGCAAAUUUGCACAAAUUUACUAGGGACAAAUGAAAGCUAAAUGUGGUUAAAAUAGCUUGACUGAUUAAAAUAUCUCACUUUACUCAUCAACCAAAAAUAAGACGAUGGAUGCCUUUUUUUUUAAUUAAUGGAGUGAAGCAAAGUGUUAAUUUGUAGCUAAGACCAGAUUUUCAAAGUUUAGUGAAAGAUGACUUGAUGUCAUAGGGGAAGCAUGCAAAUAAGUAUUGGCAUUUGUUAACACCUGCCAGCCUCUGGGUAAUUUCAUAAAUAAAUUACACUUGUACAAUUUUGUCUGUGCACCAGCUUUGAACAUCUGGCCUUCACCAAAUUCUUUAGUCUUGCUUAGUGUUUUUUAAAAAAAAUAGCAUGGUGUUUUUAAAUGAUCACUUAAUGUCUUUUUACUGAACACCAUCUGCUUUGUACUAACAAACCCAUUGAUUAUUAAAGAUAUUGAAAAGAUUUGCUCGUGUUUAUCAUGCAGGAUAACUGAUUCAAUUUAGCACAAAACCAGCAAUCUAAAAACCUGCUAGAAUAGGAUUCAAAUUUACAGCAAAGUUAGCAUAUCUUAACUUUGUCCCUCUUCUUCAAUGUUAAUUUAAUGCAACCAAAUAAAGUAAGAGUUAGAAGAUGUUAAUAUAUACUUUGGUUUUGGGACCAAAGAUGUUACAUCCCUUUUCAAGUUCUUUGCAGAGUUGUUACUUCAGUGUUAUGUUUUUGGUGUAGAAGCACAAACUCAGUCUAGAACUUAAGCGUUUUCUUAUCGAUGCUGUUUUUCCUUCCCCUUGUAUGUUCCCUCCUGAUCCAGGUGAUAACUAAACAAUCAAUUUAUUUCAAAAUCUGGCUUUGUUGUGAUGUCUUGAGUUAUGAAAAAUGUUAAUUUACAUUUCUAGGACACGUAGUGUUCCUUUAAGUUAUGUAAACUGUAAAAAGUGCUUCAAAAUUGGUUAACCAACUCAAAUAAAAUUAGGACAAUCCGGA